GUUCACUUAAUGCAAUAAACUGAACGCGGCCUGAGGAUACUUCGUAGCAGGAUGUUCAAACAGGACCUGACCAUUUGCUUUAAGUCUGAACAAAAUGCCUCAAGGUUUAACAGACAUUCUUACAGAGUGGCAAAGCUUGGAAGAAGAUUAUGAAAAGCUUCAGGAGACACACAGAAUGUACUUGCAGAAAUUGGAUGAAGUAUCCAAACUGCAAAACAGCUGCUCUUCCUCCAUUUAUAGACAGCGGAAAAGGGUGAAUGAGAUAUCCCAACUUGUGAAAAACUGCAGCAAAGGGCCGUCAGAAGACGAUGCUAAGACACUGGACAAAAUAAAAGAGAAAAUGAAGACGCGAUCAAAUGCUUUCUUUGAAAUGGAAGCUUUCCUUCCCAAGAAAAAUGGCUUAUACCUUAGUCUGGUUCUUGGAAAUGUCAAUGUCACUCUCCUCAGUAAGCAGUCAAAAUUUGGUUAUAAAGAUGAAUAUGAGAAGUUCAAGCUAUGUCUCACAGUCAUCCUGCUGCUGUUCUCCUUCAUAUGCUAUUUCUCUCUGAGCUACAGAUUUCUUGAUGCUAUCCUCAACUUCCUGCUGUUGUGGUACUACUGUACAUUGACUAUCAGGGAGAGCAUCCUAAUCACCAAUGGCUCCAGAAUCAAAGGAUGGUGGGUUUUUCAUCACUAUGUGUCAGCUUUUUUGUCCGGCGUAAUGCUGACAUGGCCUGAUGGGAUCCUGUACCACACAUUCAGGAGCCAAUUCCUUGCUUACUCCUUGUAUCAAAGUUUUGUUCAGUGUCUGCAGUGCUAUUAUCAAAGUGGGUGUCUGUACAGGCUGCGAGCCCUGGGAGAAAGACACAACAUGGAUCUGACUGUGGAGGGAUUUCAGUCCUGGAUGUGGAAAGGGCUGACGUUUCUUUUGCCCUUCCUGUUUUUUGGUCAUUUCUGGCAGCUCUUCAAUGCCCUUUCACUAUUCAGAAUGGCUCAGCUACCAGACUGUAAGGAAUGGCAGGUCUUGACGUGUAGUCUCUGCUUCCUUAUUCUGUUCAUGGGAAACUUCUUCACUACCGUUGCAGUCGUUCGUCAGAAGUUGAAGAGCAGGAACCAGAAACCAAAGAGUCUUUGAUACAUAAAGAUAAAUGAACACAUUUAUUCUUGAACAUGUAGAGUAACACAGUCCGAAUGAAAUGAAAACAUUAACAUUAUUACUUUUAGUGAAAUCAACUUAUUUCAGCUAAAAAACAAUCUGUGUAAUGAUUAAUCUGUUGUCAUUAAUGUUAAAUCAUAAAUCUAAUACCUUCAUGUUUGCAUAUUUGUAUAAUUAAAACGAUAAAAAUAAAAACAACGCACCAAAAUCAUCCCCAAUAAAGUGUAUAA
Molecule: messenger RNA, 1365 nt
Organism: Mugil cephalus (flathead mullet)
Lineage: Eukaryota; Metazoa; Chordata; Actinopteri; Mugiliformes; Mugilidae
Product: ion channel TACAN-like
Exons: 12
Coding region: 95-1114 (339 amino acids)
Biological process (GO): fat cell differentiation
Cellular component (GO): membrane
Source: RefSeq, a predicted model, not a curated record